Molecule: messenger RNA, 735 nt
Organism: Letharia columbiana
Lineage: Eukaryota; Fungi; Ascomycota; Lecanoromycetes; Lecanorales; Parmeliaceae
Exons: 3
Coding region: 1-735 (244 amino acids)
Source: RefSeq, a predicted model, not a curated record
AUGGCAGUCCCCUUCCAACUCACGACCGACGGCUUUGAAAGACAAUGGCAAACCAAUCACCUUGCCCCCUUCUUGCUUACCAAAACACUGCUCCCGAUCGUCGAGUCCACGGCCGUCUCUAGCAGUUCCAAGAACCGUGUCCGCAUCAUCAACGUCGCAGAUGACGCAGCGCUGCUACCACCUGCUCCCAAGCUACUGGACCUGGCACGUCCAAACCUGGAAUAUGUUACCGGUGCGAUGAACGGAUGGAAACGUUACGGCCACUCCAAAAUUGCCUCCAUCACCCACGCGCGCGCCCUACACGACCGCCUUCACGGCAAGGGCAUAUCGGUCCACCCCGGCAUCGUGGCGACAAACUUGCAGAGCGCGGACCCCAGCCUCUUCGGCAGUUUUGUGCGGCAUAUGGUACGCUGGUACGUAAAACCUUGCUUGCCUGCCUUUCCUUUCCCGACUCGUUUCCUACACCACAGCCGCCAGAAGUUCUGGGGGAACAAACCAUUCUCUCCGUCAUCGUUAUCAUCGACCUUUAUGUCUCUUCCUAGACCCUACCCAUCUUAUAUCUCGGCCCGACGGGGCGACGUCGACGCUAUUCUGCGAUACCGGGGAGGAGGUGGGGGAUAUGUUGCGCCGUUCGGGAAGCUGGGCAAGAGGGCCGAUUGGUGGAAUCAGGAUGAGGGGCUUGUGGAGGAGCUGUGGGUGGAGAGCGAGGGGAUGAUCAAGGGGGCUGGGUUCUGA